Messenger RNA from Aureobasidium subglaciale EXF-2481, 1166 nucleotides. RefSeq lists its product as uncharacterized. Gene Ontology annotation, molecular function: microtubule binding; GTPase activity. The transcript has 4 exons. Gene Ontology annotation, cellular component: cytoplasm; membrane; microtubule. Bases 1 to 1149 code for a protein of 382 amino acids. Lineage: Eukaryota; Fungi; Ascomycota; Dothideomycetes; Dothideales; Saccotheciaceae. The record is from RefSeq and is a predicted model, not a curated record.
AUGUACGGUAGAUGCUCCGACUGUGUCAAGCUGUUUAUCGUUGUGGAGUUCAGUGUCGUAGAGAAGCGAGCUCAUGUAUUGCGAUGCCUGACGGAUAUGCCUGCUCUUAAGUCUGUGGCCCUAGAUGACAAGACUUCCAGCUUCAUUCUAACUGGUGGCAUCUUCACUGGCAAGAAAGCCGUCACACUCAGUCCGCAAUUGCUCUACCUCCUACACAUUCCGCUUCUUCCCACACUUUCUUCUGCUCCUUUCAACUUUCCUCCUGCUCAUGAUCUCUCCCACCAAGUCCGCUUAGACAAGCCACAAAGUCAUUUUACCGUCUGUUUCUCCGUCACAGAAGCCUUCGCCAACGUGGACAAAGUUCGGCCUCAUCGCUUGGAUGGCAUAUUCGAUGCUGUGCACGGUCUACAGUCAAUCGGUGUCUACGGAAUCAUCGCCUUGCCGUAUAUCGUUAUGUGUGGUGAUCGGGCCGUGGGUAAAAGCUCACUCUUGGAGUCACUCACAGGCAUAUCAUCCCGUCAACAUGUCGCGCAACCCUUUACCUGGAAAGCGUCGGCGAUCAUCUACCGCCUUUUUGCAAUGCGAGGAAGCCAAAACAAAAGGACCUAUACCUCUGCCUCGAUCGUUCCCGGCCCCUUCUGUAAAGAGGAGGACCGCAGGCGCCUUGAGAUUUGGGGCUGGGAAAGAUAUUCCAUCCCUACCCAGGUGUCAGCCCUCAUCCGAGAUGCCUCUAUGACGAUGAGCCUACCUUUGCUAUCCGAGGCUCCACAGGAUCAGAGUGCAUCUUCUCAAAACAUUCUUGAGAUUGCAAUCUCUGGCCCCGAUUGUCCCACGAUCACACUGAUCGAUACGCCAGGCCUUAUCACGACCAGAGGAAGGCACCAGCCUGCUGGAGACAUCGAGUUCGUGGAGACGCUAGUCAAGUCCUACAUCGACGAGGGCAGUACCACUGUGCUUGCAGUAUACUCUGGGGAUUCUUAUUUUGAACUCCGGCAAAUGACUACCGUGAUCCCUAAGACUGACGGACGCACUCUCGGUAUCAUCACAAAGCCCGACAAGCCCAGAUCGCACAGUACCCUGGAGUUUGCAUAUGUUAAUCUCAUACUUAGACACAAAAUGUACAAUAGCUUUGCAAAGUCCAUUAUAUAGAGACAUCCCAUCAAGAG